Molecule: messenger RNA, 2264 nt
Organism: Erigeron canadensis
Lineage: Eukaryota; Viridiplantae; Streptophyta; Magnoliopsida; Asterales; Asteraceae
Product: probable tRNA (guanine(26)-N(2))-dimethyltransferase 2
Exons: 12
Coding region: 143-1948 (601 amino acids)
Biological process (GO): tRNA N2-guanine methylation
Cellular component (GO): nucleus
Molecular function (GO): RNA binding
Source: RefSeq, a predicted model, not a curated record
AUUCAUAUUCACAUCAUACAUUUACUACUUUCCAAACAAUCUUUACCGAAAAUAAAAAAUAAAAUAAAAUAAACGUCACCACUUUCCCCAAUCUCCCGCCGCCGCCGCUGCCGCCAUUCUCAGCUAGAAAAGAAUAACAAAAAUGGGCAACGCUGAGGAGACAAAAACAGGGGAAGAAACAACAAAUUUUCAAAUUAAUAAUAAUAAAACGGCACCGUUUGAUAUGAAUGAUUACGCCAUUAUCAAAGAAGGCGAAGCUGAGAUUUUAAUGCACAAGAAGAAUAAAGUCUUUUACAAUAAAGCCCAGGUCAACAACAGAGACAUGUCGAUUGCUGUAUUGAGGACAUUUAUUACUAAACGGAAAGAAGAACACGAAGUAUUGCUGUCGAAAAGAGAAAAAAAGGGUUCGAAAGUAUCAGAAAACAGUGCUCCUGAAUCAGAAGCUCCAGUGGAGCUUACCACACAAAAUGGAAGUUCCAAUGGUGAAGUUGAACCUUCAGAGGAGAUACCUGAAGGUGAACCAUGUAGCAAUGGUGAUGAACCUGAGAAAGCACUAGAGGGAAAAGACCACAGAGAACUGAAACCACCAAGAGUUCUUGAGGCUCUGUCAGCUAGUGGAUUAAGAGCUCUUAGAUAUGCACGAGAAAUUGAAGGGAUUGGACAAGUUGUGGCACUGGACAACGAUAAAGCAUCUGUGGAAGCUUGUCAAAGAAACAUUAAAUUCAAUGGAUCAGUGGCGAGUGCAAAGGUUGAAUCUAAUCUUGCUGAUGCUCGAGUUUAUAUGCUUACUCAUCCUAAGGAAUUUGAUGCGGUUGAUCUUGAUCCAUACGGUUCACCGUCCGUAUUCUUGGACUCUGCAGUCCAAUCAAUUGCUGAUGGUGGGCUGCUAAUGUGUACGGCAACUGAUAUGGCAGUUCUAUGUGGAAGCAACGGAGAAGUCUGCUAUUCUAAGUAUGGUUCGUACCCUUUGAGAGGAAAGUACUGUCAUGAAAUGGCGUUGCGGAUUGUCCUUGCAUGCAUUGAGAGUCAUGCAAAUCGGUACAAGCGGUAUAUCGUCCCUGUUUUAUCUGUUCAGAUGGACUUUUAUGUUCGUGUAUUUGUUCGUGUUUACUCUUCAGCAAGUGCAAUGAAGAAUACACCACUGAAGCUCUCGUACGUAUAUCAGUGUGUUGGUUGUGAUUCCUUCCAUCUCCAGCCAAUUGGUAGGACUGUAUCCAAGAACACGAGUGUAAGAUAUCUUCCUGGUUUUGGCCCCGUCGUACCACAAGAGUGCAGUGAUUGUGGUAAGAGAUAUAACAUGGGUGGACCCAUUUGGUCUGCUCCCAUCCAUGAUCAAGAUUGGGUGGCAUCCAUAUUAGCAGAUGUGAAAGCUAUGAAGAAUCGCUAUCCUGCUUUUGGUCGGAUUUCUGCUGUUCUGACAACAAUAUCUGAGGAAUUGUCCGAUGUUCCUCUUUUCUUGAGUUUGCAUAAUCUAUGUGGAACCCUUAAGUGCACAUCCCCGUCUGCAGUAAUAUUCAGGUCCGCCGUGUUAAAUGCCGGAUAUCGUAUUUCUGGAACUCACGUAAACCCAUUGGGGUUAAAAUCCGAUGCUCCAAUGGACGUCAUAUGGGAUAUUAUGCGUUGUUGGGUUAAAAAUCAUCCUGUGAAGGAGCAAUCACCUGAUCAGUCCGGAAGUGUGAUUCUUUCCAAAGAACCUGUUCUUCAGGCUAAUUUUGCACGAGCAGUUGCAUCGCUUAGCAAAGCUCAAGCCAAGAAAGUUGCACGUUUUCUUCCCAACCCCGAAAGACACUGGGGCCCAAAACUUAGAGCAGGCCGCACUAUAACCAGCAAACAUGUCUCAUUAUUGGGAGCGGAGGCAGUCAACGAGGUUCUUACUAAUGGUGAACCAGAAGACGAAGAGCCCCAAGCAAAGCGUAAAAAGACAGAAGACCCGAAUUCCAAUUCAUGAAAAAGGGAUGAUUAGAAGCUCGGCGAGUUGGCGUACCUCUGGUAUGACGUGUUAUUUAUUUAUCGGUGCAACUUCUUUAUUGGAGUUUAGAAAUUUUGAAGUUUUGUGGUUCUAGUUUCAAUUUUGUGUUACAGUUUUUAUUGAGGGAACCCUUGUAUUUUCAGAAGUCAAAAACUUUAUAAUACUACAAACACUAAUGUUAGAAGUUCAGUGCGACCACACAGGUGUCAAUUGAUACAACUAGGUCACUGGAGAGUCAAAGGAACAAAAACGAUGAAUGUAAACCAUCUUUUAUUAUAUUCCCGGUUGUCCAAAA